This is a messenger RNA of Morchella sextelata, 1131 nucleotides long. RefSeq lists its product as uncharacterized. Bases 1 to 1131 code for a protein of 376 amino acids. Gene Ontology annotation, cellular component: mitotic spindle pole body. The record is from RefSeq and is a predicted model, not a curated record. Gene Ontology annotation, molecular function: GTPase activator activity. The transcript is spliced from 5 exons. Lineage: Eukaryota; Fungi; Ascomycota; Pezizomycetes; Pezizales; Morchellaceae. Gene Ontology annotation, biological process: negative regulation of septation initiation signaling; activation of GTPase activity.
AUGUCUUCAACUGCUACUGGCCCUCACCGGCGCAUGAGGAGAUUUGCCUCCACGUCCGUCCUGGACAGUAACUACACUGAUACUGCCAAUGUAUCCACAGCACCUCCACAUAACAGCCUCCGAACGCUCUCCAACAUUACAAACCAGCCCCUAACCACUACUCGUGCCCGAUCACACUCCCAAACCGCAUAUGACACCAAGCAGCAGCCAGGCCCGCAGCGCUUUGCAAAGAAAGCCCAGUCUCAAGCAAACAUGCAGCCAAAACAGCAUAGUACCAUUGAGAGCUUGAUCAGCAGCCCACCCGCUUCGCUCGCAGAAGCACUCGUAGAGUUGCGGUACCUUAUUCUCACAGAGGGUGUUACGGCGGAUUUGGACGGGAAUUCUCCCCUCCGAAUUUACAUCUGGUCCAUUCUUCUCGGCGUAACCCCCAUGCGUACCAGCGACUACGUCCUCCUCGUGCGGCGUGGCGCCUCCAAUAGCUACUCCAAGAUCCGAAACGACACCUUCCGGACGCUCGCAACUGACCCUCUAUUCCGCCGGCGGGUGUCAGAGGCAUCGCUGAUCCGACUGCUGAACGCGUUUCAGUGGAAGAUGAAAGAUGCGGGCGUGGAAGCACAGUAUGUCCAGGGUAUGAAUGUAAUUGCGGCGCCAUUCUUGUACGCGGCGAGGAGUGAGGUCGAAGCGUUUUCGCUCUUUGCAGUGUUUAUACAGAGGGAAUGUCCGGCGUAUGUAAGGCCGACAAUGGAGGGCGUACAUAGAGGCUUGAAGCUUGUGGAUGAGUGUUUAGAGACUGUAGACCCGAAACUAUAUCGGCAUCUUCAGGAAAAGUUCUUGACUGCGGAGCUAUACGCAUUUCCAUCUGUCCUUACAUUCUCUGCCUGUACUCCGCCUCUCCCCGAGGUGCUAAAAUUAUGGGACUUCCUUCUCGCGUAUGGCGCGCACCUCAACAUUCUCUGUGUUGUAGCUCAGCUACUCUUAAUGCGUGACGAGCUCCUGGUCGCUCAAAGCCCCAUGAAGCUUCUCCGCCAGUUCCCACCACUCAACUCGAAGACCAUCAUUAGUGUCGCGGUUAGCUUGGUGAGAAAGAUACCCGAGGAGCUUUUCGAAGCCCUGGUCAACCAUGCUAGGUAG